This is a messenger RNA of Akanthomyces muscarius, 1023 nucleotides long. RefSeq lists its product as uncharacterized. Lineage: Eukaryota; Fungi; Ascomycota; Sordariomycetes; Hypocreales; Cordycipitaceae. The transcript has 2 exons. The record is from RefSeq and is a predicted model, not a curated record. Bases 1 to 1023 code for a protein of 340 amino acids.
AUGUCUGAUACCAAGACCGACUCGGCUGCUGUGCCACCCGCUGUAGCUCCCGCUGCAGCUCCCGUACAAGACACAGCUGCGGCCCCGCCACCGCAGACCGAUGCCCCUCCGAGGGCGACGCCUCCGACGAGCAUCGACAUCGACAAGCCAACGGACUUUGAUGGCCAGAUUGCGACAAACGAUGAGAUACCCUCGGAUGCCACGAUCGCCAAGGUUGCCGACUAUAUACUGCUCGACAAACAUGGCAAGUCGCAUACCUUCAGGAGCCUCUACAACAGCCGUAACGGUGCCCGACGAGUCCUGGUAAUAUUCAUCCGCCACUUUUUCUGCGGUAACUGCCAAGAAUACAUACGCACCCUCGCUGAGUCGAUCUCCAGCGAAGCUCUCCUCGGACUCCCCGUCAGCACCUCGAUCGUCGUUAUCGGUUGCGGCGACCCAAAGCUAAUCGACAUGUACGUCGAGGCGACCAACUGCCCAUAUUCUCUGUACACCGACCCAAAGAGUGCUCUCUUCGAUGCUUUUGGCAUGGUCAAGACUCUUGCUCUUGGCGAGAAGCCCGCGUACAUAAAGAUGGGCUUCCUCAAGGGCGUAUUUACCGGCAUGGGGCAAGCUUUAAAGCAGCUGCCGCGCGGCCUGACGCUGAAAUCAGGCGACCAGCGCCAGGUCGGCGGCGAAUUCUUGUUUGAGCCCCUCGAUCUGGUGACGCCAAUCACAACGCCCACGGACGGCCAAGGUGGCCCCGCCAUCAUGGACGCUUUUGACCAUCAGCCCUCUCAGAGCGAUGACAACAGCCAGUGCGAGGUGAAGAAGAUUACUUGGUGCCACCGCAUGCGCAGCACACGCGACCACGCCGAAAUCCCGGAAAUCAUGGACCUGCUCGGCCUCGACGGCCACGGCCAGCCCAUCAAGGAUACUGCGCUGUGGGAAAAGACCAUACAGACCAGAAAGGGUACAGGUCUGUCCAUGGCAAGCAAGAUGAACGAAUUGACUGCCGCGCAACAGGCAGAGGCAAACAAGGCAUAG